UAAAAGUUAUCGUCACGAAGAACCAAGUCUCAAAUACAAAGUUCGAGUUUUAAAACAGUAGCUAUUGAAAAAAAAACAGCGUAGUUGUGUAAAAUUGACAAGUGGUUUCAUAAUUUAUUUUUUGUUUUUUUUUUAAUAUUCAAGUUGUUAUCGUCAUAUUUACUAGUAAACAUAAUGUCCGAUGUGUAAAUAAUACAUAUAUAUACAUGUCUAUAAAUAUAUAUAUAUAUAGAACAGAUAACUAAUUCCUAAACAGUAGACCGCUAAAUUUGUCCAUUAAAAUAUACACAUGUGCCGCGAGUGUUCGCAGAGAAUAAUUUAUAUUAUCAAUUUAUUUAUUUAAAAUUCUUUACUUCAAUCAUUUUUUUUUUUUUUUUGUAAAACGUAUUUUUAAAAUUUUAAUAAAUUGACAAUUUAGUUAAUUAAUUUACCGAACUCAAUACUUAUAAAUAUUUUUAAAACUUAAACAUUUCCAUUAUCUAUACACUUGAAAUAAAAUUCGAUAAUACUACAGGUGAUAAAGUACAUGAGUACACAAUGAACACUUAGUGAUAAUUCGAAAACUGUUGAAGUCUGUUAAUACAUAUCACGAGAACUAUUUUAUUUAAAAUAACUUGUGUAAACUAUUUUUAAGAGUUGUUAUUUAAAUGUAAUGGAGUUACUCGGUAUUGAAUUUGCACCAGUUCGAGUGCCAUUAGAAAGAAGACUGCAAACACUUGCUGCUGCUGCAUGGAUUUUUGUUCUUGCUUUUGGUGGUUUUAUUGGCUGGCUAACGACUAUUUAUUUAAUUUUUUUUACUGAAUGGUUAAGAUAUUUAGUUAUUAUUUAUUUAGCAUGGUUAUAUUAUGACAAAGACACGUGUAAUAAAGGUGGACGUGCAAGACGAUGGACUUUACCUUUAAGAAAUUGUGGGUGGUGGCAUUAUUACCGUGAUUAUUUUCCAGUGAAACUUUAUAAGACUGUGGAUCUUGAUCCGUCAAGAAAUUAUUUAUUUUGUUCAUAUCCUCAUGGUAUGUUGGCAUCCGGCGCUUUUGCGGCAUUUGCAACAGAUGUUUUAGAUUUUAAAAAACUAUUUCCUGGUCUGGAGCCUAAAAUGCUCACACUUAAUCAACAUUUUAUGGCACCAUUUUUUAGAGAAUUUGCGUAUUGCUGCGGAGCUUGUGGUUCAAGUGCUGAAAGUAUCGAAUAUUUAUUGAAUUAUAAGAAAAAAGAUUCUGAAGAUUUAAAUAAAGCCGUUGUAUUAAUGAUUGGGGGAGCUGUUGAAGCUUUAAAUUGUAAACCAUCAACUUAUCGUAUUAUUUAUAACAAAAGAAAAGGUUUUAUUAGGAUGGCUUUUAAAACAGGCGCGCCAUUGGUACCCGUCUUUUCAUUUGGAGAAACAGAUAUAUAUGAUCAGUUCCAUGCUAAAGAAAAUUCAUUGCUACAUAAAUUUCAAGAGAUUGUAAGAAAAUAUACUGGACUAGUUCCUGUAUAUAUUAAAGGUCGUGGAUUAUUUCAAUAUACAUUUGGUAUUGUACCUAAUAGAAGACCGAUCUCAGUUGUUGUAGGAGCACCUCUAGAGGUUCCAAAAAUUACUGAGCCAACUCGUCAAGAAAUAGAUAAAUACCAUGGCCUAUUUAAAGAACAUUUGCUGGAUUUUUUUGAAACACAAAAAUACAAGUAUUUAAAGAAUGCUAAAGAUACGAGUUUGGUUAUAGAAUAAUCGUUUUUUUUUAUAUUUGUAAUAUAUUUGAAUAAAAUUUUAUUAUAUAAUCAUUGA
Molecule: messenger RNA, 1759 nt
Organism: Microplitis mediator
Lineage: Eukaryota; Metazoa; Arthropoda; Insecta; Hymenoptera; Braconidae
Product: 2-acylglycerol O-acyltransferase 2-A-like
Exons: 5
Coding region: 653-1702 (349 amino acids)
Biological process (GO): triglyceride biosynthetic process
Cellular component (GO): endoplasmic reticulum membrane
Molecular function (GO): diacylglycerol O-acyltransferase activity
Source: RefSeq, a predicted model, not a curated record